Messenger RNA from Dichotomopilus funicola, 804 nucleotides. Its product is annotated as class I glutamine amidotransferase-like protein. NCBI's taxonomy places the organism in Eukaryota, Fungi, Ascomycota, Sordariomycetes, Sordariales, Chaetomiaceae. Bases 1 to 804 code for a protein of 267 amino acids. Gene Ontology annotation, biological process: regulation of DNA-templated transcription. The transcript is spliced from 3 exons. The record is from RefSeq and is a predicted model, not a curated record.
AUGAUCUCCACAACCCUGAGCACCAGGCUCUUCACAAAAGCCCUCGCCCUCCUCUUGCUCAUCACCCCGACCCUCGCCGGCGUGAUCCCCUCCACCCGGUCCGCGAGCACCCCCGGCGAUGAUGAACCCCUCCCCCGCAACCCGCGGCGCAUAGGCUUCCUCCUCCCGCGCUCCUUCGACGUCAUCGACGUCUUCGGACCCCUCGACAUCCUCCAAGCCGUCUCCCGCAAAACCCACCUCGAGCUCGUCCUCCUAGCCCGCACCCUCGACCCCGUCGACACCGCCCCCGUCAGCGCCGGCAUGAACCCCUUCAACUCCACCUUCUUCCCCCGCAUCGUGCCCACCCACACCUACGCCGACAAGCCCCAACUCGACGUCCUCUUCGUCCCUGGCGGCGCGGCGGCGCGGAACCCUGACCUGGAGCCGGAGUUUGAGUAUCUUCGUGAGGUGUUCCCGGAGCUGCAGUAUUUUGUGACGAUUUGCACUGGGGCCGGGAUUGCGGCGCAGGCGGGCGUGUUGGAUGGACAUCGGGCGACGACGAAUAAGGCGGCUUGGACGAGUAUGACGCCUAAGGGACCGAAUGUGAAGUGGGUCUCCCCCGCCCGCUGGGUCGAAGACGGCAAAGUCUGGUCCUCCUCAGGUGUCACCGCCGGAAUGGACCUCACCUUUGAAUUUGUCCGGCAAAAGUACGACGACGGCGAGAACCUCGUCAAGACCAUUUCCGGCAGCAUCGAACACACUGUCAUCACUGAUUGGCGGGACGAUCCGUGGGCGGCGUAUUAUAACGUCCCUGUCACGAACUAG